GCAAGACUUGAAGCGUCCUUUUAUCCUUUUUAUCUUCAUUCUCAAAUUUUCUCUAUCAUUUCCCAGAAACUGCUUUCCCCUCUGCUUCACCAAUCGAUCCUAGCCAAUGGCCAACAGUAAUCUCCCUCGAAGAAUCAUUAAGGAAACUCAGCGUCUCCUCAGUGAACCAGCACCUGGAAUUAGUGCUUCGCCUUCGGAGGACAAUAUGCGAUACUUCAACGUGAUGAUCCUUGGCCCCACUCAGUCUCCGUAUGAAGGAGGGGUUUUCAAGUUGGAACUAUUUUUGCCAGAAGAAUAUCCCAUGGCUGCUCCCAAGGUUCGAUUUCUUACAAAGAUAUAUCAUCCGAACAUUGAUAAGCUUGGAAGAAUAUGCCUUGAUAUUCUCAAAGACAAAUGGAGUCCAGCUCUCCAGAUCCGAACUGUACUUUUGAGCAUUCAAGCACUCUUGAGUGCUCCAAAUCCUGAUGAUCCACUCUCUGAGAACAUUGCUAAGCACUGGAAAACAAAUGAGGCUGAAGCCGUCGAGACAGCUAAGGAAUGGACCCAUUUAUAUGCGAGCGGCACAUAGUAUACAAGUGGCAGAAACAUUUACACUGUUAAAAAUAAUAUUUUGUGCGAUUCAAUGUCGAUUCUAUAUGGAAAUUUGGAAAGAUUUAUAUGUUUGGUAAAGUUUGAUAUUCACAAAGCUUCCUGGUUGCUGUCUGUUAAAUGUUUAAAUGUUUCAACCCCAAUGGAAGUACUCUGGAUUUGUAUGAUAAUAUAACAUUGCUCUAAACUCUCAAAUGCUGAAGUAAGGGCUAUGUUCUGAGA
Molecule: messenger RNA, 810 nt
Organism: Hibiscus syriacus
Lineage: Eukaryota; Viridiplantae; Streptophyta; Magnoliopsida; Malvales; Malvaceae
Product: ubiquitin-conjugating enzyme E2 36-like
Exons: 8
Coding region: 107-568 (153 amino acids)
Biological process (GO): protein K63-linked ubiquitination; DNA damage tolerance
Cellular component (GO): nucleus
Molecular function (GO): ubiquitin conjugating enzyme activity
Source: RefSeq, a predicted model, not a curated record